This is a messenger RNA of Uranotaenia lowii, 1305 nucleotides long. RefSeq names its product troponin C (gene TpnC41C). The transcript is spliced from 4 exons. The record is from RefSeq and is a predicted model, not a curated record. Gene Ontology annotation, molecular function: enzyme regulator activity; calcium ion binding. Lineage: Eukaryota; Metazoa; Arthropoda; Insecta; Diptera; Culicidae. The coding region runs from base 278 to 739 and encodes 153 amino acids.
AUUUUUCGCGCGGACAUCCCGGUUUGUUGGAACGUCUGGUCUCGUCGUCUCGUAGGUCUUCAAUAAAACUCUAUCCGGCAACCGGUGGGCCAGUCAAUUCCUGUUCUAGACUCAGACAACAUCCCCAAAAAGAAGGACCCAAUCGUCUCGACGUUGUGGUCGUUGUUGUGUCAAAGUUCGUUAGCCACGAGUAAGGAUCAACCGGGGUGUGUGCCAAGCCAAGUGUGCCCUCUUAUAGAAAAACAACCGAGAAGACCACCCACCUCGAUCAACAGCCAUGGAGGAUCUUCCCAAGGAGCAGGUUGAGCUGCUGAAGAACGCCUUCAAUGCCUUCGAUCAGGAGAAGAACGGCUACAUCGGCACCGAGAUGGUCGGAACCAUCCUGAGCAUGUUGGGCCACUCGCUCGACGACAAGCUGCUCAAGGAAAUCAUCGACGAGGUCGACGCUGACGGUUCCGGCGAGCUGGAAUUCGAGGAGUUCUGUACCUUGGCUGCCCGGUUCCUGGUUGAGGAAGAUGCCGAAGCCAUGCAGCAGGAGCUGAAGGAAGCCUUCCGUCUGUACGACAAGGAGGGUAACGGCUACAUCACCACCGAUGUGCUCCGCGAAAUCCUGAAGGAACUGGACAGCAACCUGACCAACGACGAUCUGGACAUGAUGAUUGAGGAAAUCGAUUCUGACGGUUCCGGAACCGUUGAUUUCGAUGAAUUCAUGGAAAUCAUGACCGGUGGAGACGAUUAAGUUCGCAGAAACGCCUCUUCCAUCAUUCGUUUUCUUUUCUGUUCAUACUUUACCUAGCCUUACGUUCGUCUAUUUAUUAAUCUGAUAAAAUACGUUUUAUACAAAUAAAAAACCAGACAAUCUCACAACUAGAAUACGUAUUCCGGAAUACUUCGUACCAAUUGUUUUGGAUGUUUAACUAGCAGUUUCACAAUAGAAGCCAAUAAUGCUGUUAAUCAAGCAAGGAAUCUUUCUCCCAAGUGGGAAACUUUCCUCAGUUUUCUCUAUUAGAAAAAAAAACCAAACCAAGCAGUGUGAAAUAUGGAUUAUUCUUAGACUUUUUCAACUGUUUCUUAACUCUAGAGUUUCCCUCCCCAAACAUUUGAGGGAAGGGAAGUUUGUUGAUAUUGCAAUCGAUUGAUAGUUCUUUGUUUCGUGUUUGAUGAAAUGUUGAUACAUAACUCGAGCAAUUGGCCUUUCAUCCAUAGCGUUUCAUUGAGUUUCAGCAGAGCAUUAAGAAAAAUUGGAAUGGAAAUUGAUGUAUAGCGCAGUGCAGAAUAAAAUCUACCUUGUACUGAAUUCGUAAA